AUGCCAACAUCCAUGAUGCCAGCGCAUCUUUGCUACCAGAGCAUCCAAUUUGCAAAGCAUCCAGACCCCAACCGCCGCGCAAUCAUGAUUGCAAUCAUGAUAGGGUCCAUGCAAGUAGGGAAUCGCAUGCUACCAGCGCAUCCAUGCGCAGUUUCUAUGCAACCAGAGCCGCUGCAGAAUAGCGAGCCGUCAUCACUCAUCACAACAUUCGCCGGCGACCUCGUGUGGAGGUUCCAGCUCGCCUGCGAGCUCUGGGCUGGGCGAUUAAGGAGGAACAACGCCUCCUAUCGGCUAGAUUAG
Messenger RNA from Symbiodinium natans, 300 nucleotides. The record is from the annotation of a GenBank genome assembly. Lineage: Eukaryota; Dinophyceae; Suessiales; Symbiodiniaceae.